UUGUCAAAACGUUUAGUUAAUGUGAAACCAAGUAUAACAAAAUUAUAAUAAAAAAAUUCUCGUGCAUUGAAACUUUCACCUGUCUCAUUUUUGUACAAAGAAUCACACGGUCAUGACGACGCUGAUUAAUUUGUAGAAUGUUUCGAAAAAUGGCACAAGAAAAAGUUAUUAAGGACCAAAGAACAAUUUGUCUAAUUAUAGUUCGUAGUUGAAGAAAGAGUGCAAAACGGGCCCAAUAUGGUUCGAACUUUGUAAACAAGAUGUUUUGAUCGAAUAAAAAGCCAAUCGAAAAAAAAAGUCAACAAGAAAGUUUUGACGUUCGAGCGGAAGUUGUACACAUAUGUUUCCGAUGUAGCUCAUGCAGAGCGGAGCAUGCGCAAUUUAUACGGCCUGAAUAUGUCGGCUGGGUAAAGUACGUUAAAUGUUAUCAUGACUAGAACUAUAUCCUUUGGUUAAGUUCAUUGGAGUUAGUUUAUCACGAAAAUUAUUGUGAUUUAAAAGUUGGAAGGUACAAGUACGAUUAGUAUAAUUGAUUCACGAAAAUAAACUCGCCAUAUUGUACAUCUAAAGAUUAAGUAGUAGAAGAGGCCUUAUGUCAAGUCGGUUCGGUAUUGGGAGGGCCGACGACGUGUGCCAAUAUGAAGAAAUUAUUUUCAAAAAUCGAAAACACAUCGAAGGAACCGAACAGUUAUUUGGGAAAGGUCUUUGUGGUAGGACGUUAUACUGUGACUGUUGAGGAAGUUUUGGCGGAAGGAGGGUUUGCUAUUGUAUUCCUGGUUAAAUCUUCGAGUGGACGGUAUGCGCUUAAACGCAUGUAUGUUAAUAACGAACAUGACCUCAACGUAUGUAAGCGGGAAAUACAAAUUGCAAGUAACUUGAACGGUCAUAAAAAUAUCAUUGGAUAUGUGGAUAGCAGCAUCACUCACAUAGGUGGAGGAGUACAUGAAUUAUUGCUUUUAAUGCCUUAUUGCAAGUCUCAAGUUCUUCAGAUGAUGAACAAUAGGUUGCAGACUGGUUUCAGCGAAUCAGAAGUCUUACAAAUAUUUUGCGAUGUUUGCGAGGCCGUGUCACGAUUGCAUCACUGUCAAACGCCAAUAAUACAUAGGGAUCUAAAGGUUGAAAAUAUAUUAUAUUCCGAUGCUGGUCAUUAUGUUUUGUGCGACUUUGGUUCAGCAACGGCUAAAGUUCUUAAUCCUGGUGUACAAGGUGCUGCGAUAGUGGAAGAAGAAAUUAAAAAGUACACGACCCUUAGCUAUAGAGCACCUGAAAUGGUUGACAUGUACUGUGGGAAAUCUAUUACGACAAAAGCUGAUAUAUGGGCAUUGGGAUGUUUACUUUACAAACUUUGUUUUUUCAUAUUACCAUUCGGAGAAAGCACACUUGCUAUUCAGACAGGAAAUUUUACUAUACCGGAUAAUUCAAGAUAUAGUAGAAGCCUUCAUUGUCUGAUUCGUUAUAUGCUUGAGCUGGAUCCCGAUAGCCGCCCUGACAUUUACCAAGUUUCUGUGAUUGCUUUUCAAAUCCAGGGCAAGGAAUGCCCCAUACAAAACUUACAUAAAGUUCCAACUCCUGUUUUGGAAUCAUUACCCGUUCCCCUUAUGGAAUCUGAGACUGUAAAGAGAUCGUCGUUAGUAAAAACACCAAAACCGUCACCUAUAAGUACAGUUGAGGGUACUUCGGUCACACCAAGGCAACGACCAAAAGGGCAGGCUGUUGUGAGCACGGGACCUAUAAGUUUAAGCGGGCAAAUCGUGAGCCAAAUAUCUGGUCAAGGGAAUCAGGUGCAACCGCAAAAUUCUGUCGGAAUUCCAGCUUCCUACGUUCCGAUUGGCCAACAAAUUACUUCGUUGAAUGCGCCUCAGUCUUACUUGGGGCAAAGCACGCAAUCAACCGUUCAGUCGGUACCAGUGAACGCGCAAACGUCUCAUCAAAUGUCAACGCAGUCACCCUUUAAUCAAACUUCGUCGCAAGUUUGUCCUCCCGGUCAAAAUGUUCCCUUCUCACAGGCACAGGGUCAACAAUCGCAAAGUCCUAUGACCAGACAAUCCCCGGUGACUGUUUUGGAGAGAAGUGCAUAUUACUUCGAUUCAAAGUCGACAACGAACGUGAACGAAGAAAAUUUAGAAGCGCUAUUCCCACCAUCGGGAUAUCCAGAUCCGUUCAAAGACGAUACUCGAACCAUGCCGCCACCCGCAAAAAUACCACCUCCCGUAGCUCCCAAACCCUCUAAAACCCUUUCUAAAGCGUCCAAUAUUUCUGCCAGUUGCCCGCCUUCGAAGUUCACACCCGUUACUUCAUUAGCAUCGAAACUGAGUAUUCCAAGUGGAUCUAAUAAGGUAACUCCUAUAACACCCCCCACUUUACCGAAGCCAGUAAAUAAAACGGAGAGCUUGAGUCAAAAUAUAAGUUCGAGUGCCUCUCCACCCGAUAGUCCGACACUGUCCUCUGCACGUCACAGAAGAAACGUUAGCGAUACAAGUGCUUUCAACAAAGCAUUUGCAAAUGAAACCACACAAUUUCUUGCUCCGUACGAGGCUUCGGUGAAAUCACGUUCAGAAGAUGGUACAUCUCCAGAAGUUUUAACCGACAUAAGGCCUUGUUUGGGAACUAGUGCCUCGCAUGUACGUAUUGGUGAACUUUCGAGCGUGAUAGCUACGGAAGGAAGAUCUUUAAGUGCAGACGUAGCAGCUUGGAAUCCGUUCGAAGAUGUUGAACCUUUUAAUCAAUUAACAGAAGAUCAUAUUUUUGGCGCGGAGUUUGAUAAAAUUAGAAGAGGAAGUAAUACAAGUAUUAGCGGUGUAAAAAGCCGUGAAAGUCUUGUUAUGACGUGUACAGAUUUACAAGAAGAUCCAUUCGAAUCCGCGCCUUUCAGUUUGCCAAGAGGAAAGAAGAACAAAAUUGGGUCAAAGGCUGCGGCACUUGCUGGAGGCAAACCAACGAACGGUAGACCAAGAAUACCUUUGAAGCAAUGGAAACCAGGGAUCGAGCGCAUCGAGUUGGACGAGAAAACGACUCUCUCGACGGAAAACAGUCCCGUAUCUCCGCCAUUUGUUCGCGCUCCCAUGGAGAACCGAUCGAAAUAUGAAAAAUUGCCUUUCAACGCCGGCGAUGCAUCCAGUGACAGCGACAAAGACGUAACUCGGGAACGAAUCAAGCAACAGAGAAGACGGGGUAAGAGCGGGCUUCGCAGGAAGAGGAAAGUUACGCAGGGUGCUAUAAAAACUACUCCGGCGGAUAACGACGACGAAUCCAACGACUCGAUAGGCUCAGCCAGCGAUUUGAGAAUCAACGACGACGAGGAAUGUAAUGAUAACGGUGGUAAUGUUCGCGCGAACGGCUAUACGGUCGAUAGCAACCAAGAACAGGAAGACGACGAGGAGGACGAAUGUACCGACGAGGACGAGGACGAGAACGAGGACGAGAACGAGGACGAGAACGAGGACGAAGCUCGCAAGAAUUGCGUGAGAAUGGAUGAAAAUGUUUUAGAGAAUGUCACUGUUCACGGUGAGGAGGAUUACAGAAGAUCCAAGAGGCAUUAUCGAACGCAACCAUUGUCGCGCGUCGAGGUGGAUCCGGUCGUUGGCCACGAGUACGGAGAGAAGCCUUUGCUAUUGGACGACGAACUGGAUCCUGAAUCAAGACCGACAGGAUUGUACGGCAAUCCGUUUGCCAGCCAGCAGCAGUAUUGUACGAAGCCUGUGCAGAUCGAGGACGCCGGCAGCUCGGAGACGUCGGACGAAGACGAUCUGUCAACUAAUCGGUUAAAGAAACUCGAGAAAGAUGUUUUUGCGUUGGCACCGUUCCCACGAUUCGGCAGUUGGAGAAGAAGCGUCGACGAUCUGGAUAAGGACACGAAGAAGAAGAACAACAACGAGCAAGUCGAGCCGAACACUCCGUUGCAACCGCCUAUCCCAAUUUUCGGUUCUACGUCCGACGCGGAUACGGAUGGAAAAACUGUAGCAAAGUACGAUUUGCCGCGAGUCGGGAGCAACGAGAGUUACGAGGACGCGAGCUUUUCAUCGAUAGAAACGCAGCAGCAGCAGCAGCAACAACAACAACAACAACAACAACAACAACAACAACAACAACAACAACCACUUCCGUUUCGAGCAAUCUCCUCGAGUAUCGAGCUAACCGCCGCUGGAAAGAAGAUAAACGAGACGAACGAACGAAAAGACGGGGAGAAACGCGAACAACUGGACGAAGAGACCAACGUAAAGGAUUUGUUCGGCUCGUCGCCGUUCAGUCCAAGCGGUUUUGCGAAUCCUUUCGCCAAUCGCAUCGUUUCGAAUUAUGUUACGGAGGAGGAAUCUGGACCGCUGUAUACGAACAGCGUUCGUCAUUUGACGCAAUCGGUCCCGGCCGCGAAUUCAAAUUUCAGUAACGUAGUAGCAGCGGACGACUGCGAUCGUUUCGCCGGCUUGAAGGCCUCCAAGGAUAUUUUCGGUUCCAUUCCCUUCGAUGAAUUCGCACCAUUGCGAACCAACGAACAGCAGAGAUCCGGUUCUGCCCAAAGACCGUACUCCCAGCCACCGUUGCCGAUGCCGAUGCCGAUGCCGAUGCCGAUGCCGAUGCCGAUGCCGAUGCCAAGUUUCGUCGACGAGACUCUGAACGCAAUAUUGUCAGACAAGUCGUCCAACACCGCUCGAUCGACGUCCAUCGCGCAGGACACCACAUACUCGAUCCAAACGGUGCAACACACUGCUCGUAUUACCGUACAGACUAUCAACAGCGUAUCGAAACCGGACAUUACACCCGACAUUGUCUCGCCGAUGUCGCCGGAACCGCUCGUCGGAGACGAUACACCGAGACAACACAAGAAAGAGAAAUUUAAAUCGGAAAGGUCCAAGUAUCAUCUGAUCGAUGAAAACCACGGUGACGUUGUCAACGUUUUACCGUCGAGCCUGUUGCCUCACAAGGGCAAGUCGGUCUGUCUGAAAAAGUCACCCAAGACAAAGAAGUGCUCCAUCAUUGCUGCGGCUGGCUUCAGCAACAUGAGUUUCGAGGAUUUCCCGAGCGACGAAAACGAGGAGAAACAAAUCACAACGCCACAGAGAAUCGCACCGUUCGAAGUGGUCAGGGAACCCGAGAAACGUUUCGGAUCGCUCAAGAGAAGAAGCAAUCCAUUCAUUUGAGACGAAGACGGUACAAAGAGAAACUUCACCAAGAAUACCUAUACGGGUAUGAAGAAAUUUACAUGAUUUCACGCUUUACGGCAGACUCCCUCAGAUUCCCUCUACAGAAAUGUCCAAAGACCGUGACAAAAACCAGAGACGGAAGAAGCAAACAUUAAAAUACAGUAUUGCCUAGGACCAAGCUCUCGCGUUUGGAUGAAUUUUCACCAAGAAGACCAGCGAAUAAUCUGAAAUUUUUAUCACAAGAUGAAAUUUAAGGCGGAAAAGUUAUUUGGGUAACACUAGUUCGGUUAUCGAGGAAAGAGUUUGUGGAUCGAUUAGUCAGAUAGUAUACAUAUGUAUAUUAACACAGACCUAACCAUAUUGGUAUCGACGAAGGCUAGAAUUUACGAUAAUGUAGGUACUGUGCACGAACAAGUGCACAAGUGAUACGGAAGGAAUGCGGGUGGGUUUCAUCGAUUAUAAUAAAAAUAGGAAUGCCUACUGGGAAAAGUUUCAUAUACAUAGUAUGUAUACAUACAUACAAUGUAUUUUUAGUUUCAUAUUAGCGACCGAACGCAGAAAAUCCCCCUUGCCUCUGUGUCGUCCCGUAACACUUGUUUCUCUUUCGUGCACAGUACAUAAAGUUGAGCGAUGGCAUGCGUUGCAUGCACGACGUCCAUUUAAUAUCUUAUACAAAUACAUAGAAAAUUGAUACGCGAUUUUUGUCCAAUAAUAAUAGUUUACUCGUGAAACAUAAUACGUAUAAUCGAAGAAAUUUAUUCGUUUCCUCGUAAAAGUCCUGCGACCAUUGUCGCUUGUUUCUUUCAUUCCUUUAUUUAAAACAUUUAGUGUUUGCGCAUACUCGCAUGUAAGUUUAUACGGAACAAAAGUAUGUAUUUGUACCAGAAACUGCCAGAAUCUGUCUGGUUAAAGAAAUUACAAAUGAAACUUGUAAAAAAUGUAACUCGCGUCGGUCAGGAGAUACCGAUUCGUGCAACUAGCGCGUAGAAAUUCGACAAUUCGAAUAAUAAACUAAAUCGAAUGUCGGUUUUGUCAGAAUGUUUUUUCAGCGAACGAAUCCAAGUUGAAAAAUACGAAAGGAAAAUAGUAGAGAAAGAGCGCAUAUAAAGACAGCUCGAGCAUCUAUUUUUGCAACCAGGCAUUUUCUACGCUACGUUUGUACUUUGAAAUUUCUAGAUUACUACUACUACGAUCUAGCAGUUCUUACAAAUGAGACAGUAUUUCUAAGAAAGUAAAUUAAUAGCUAACAAGAGACGUACACGAUCGAAUUUUCCAUAUCGUGUGUGUAUACUCGUAUUGCUCAUGCCCAAACUUUUCCAAGGAACCAUUCUUACGAAACAGAAAUAUGUAUUCUGCGACUAUAAUAAUUCCGACACGGUUACAAGGUACCGCAGACCACAAAAUUAUUUGCGCAUGCAGAAUAAAAAGACAAUAAAAGGAUGUAAAUGUUUGUUUGGUAAGAAAUAAAUAAAAUUAUAGAAUGUUGUUGAUCCGGGUGAGAUUCUCUCGACGUCACUAGACUCCGAAGGAACGCCGCCCCGCCACACACCUAAACACUAUGGCGAUAAUCCCGUGCAUGUUUUAAUUUUCCAACACAUAAAUUACAAAAUUUAAUUUUAAUUUAGAUUUUCUAAAUCUAAACUAGAUUUAAAUCAUUACUUUUUCAUAGAACCACUGUUGUUUUAUCGCCUUUUUAUUUUGCAUAUUUCUAGUAAAUUGCUGUUUGUGCCAGUAAUUUUGUGACUGAUCGUAUCUACGUCUUUUGAAACAUCGAAACGACGCGGCGCAAUUAAUACGUACCAUCGAAGAAACUCUUGAAAUGUUUAACUUUAUUCUACUAUAGAAACAAGUUGUACACGAUUCGCGACACGAGAAAUCUUUUUUCAACUUAUUUACCAAUCGCUCGUUCGCUGGAAAGAACCACUAAACGUCGAUAUCCCUGACAAUCGUACGUGUCUACGAAACGAAUAUUAUAAUACGUAUGUACGUAGGAUUCGUAUUUAAAGGGUAGUUACUACUACCGUACACACGCGACCAGUUCAAGUUUGCAGAUGUGCCUACGCGUAAUCCAUGAUUACCGAAUUUCAAAAUUUCAAAUAACUUACGUUUAUUCGUGAUGCGUGUUUAACAGAUUAAAAAGAUACAUCGAGAGUGAAAGUACACGAUGUUUUUAAAAACUGGACUAUACAUAGUUGCUUUCUAUAAGCAGAAGGGGUAAAAGUUGAUACAGAAAACCGUAGAAUGGUUUAACGAGGAUCGCUCGCCUCCCUCCCUUCUGCUCUUCUAAUUUCUUAUCGAGAGCAAAAAGGGUAAAGGCAAUAUUACUUGUCGGGUUGUCAGAGUUCACCCACCACUGUUCACUCUAUAAUCUGAGAAACGAUACUCUAAUCUCGCAGAAAUAGUAUAGUGGAUCCGGUUAAGCCACUCUGACAAAAGUCUUCUUCCCAGUUCCUAAAAUCACCUUGUAUAGUUUAUCGAUAAAGAGAGACAGAUCAGAACACUUUAGACAAUACGAGAAAAGUAUUUGUGUAAUAAUCGGUAUAUUCCCAUGUAUUCGCGUACGCGUACAAAUUCAUGCAUGUACGCUGGUAAAUGCGUAUUUAUCUAAUGGAAAUGUAGAUACUAGGUAAUGUAAUACAUACACGAUUAGGUGCCUUUCUUUCUUUGUUAAGUAGCGUUUAAAGUUUGUACUCUCUGCUGUUGUGUAGAAUAGAAACAAUGGGAUGUUUGCAUAGAAACGAAGUCAAUUGUAUUAAGCGUAAGAGUUACUAAGGUAAAGUUUAUGUUGGAAUUUCAGUUCCUAUACGUAGCUAUUCAAGUUAAGCGCACGAACGAUAAGCUUCGAUCUUAUAAACUUUAUU
Messenger RNA from Colletes gigas, 7999 nucleotides. RefSeq names its product AP2-associated protein kinase 1-like. Gene Ontology annotation, molecular function: ATP binding; protein kinase activity. The coding region runs from base 639 to 5135 and encodes 1498 amino acids. The record is from RefSeq and is a predicted model, not a curated record. The transcript is spliced from 14 exons. Lineage: Eukaryota; Metazoa; Arthropoda; Insecta; Hymenoptera; Colletidae. Gene Ontology annotation, biological process: protein phosphorylation.